Mya arenaria is the source of this 2489-nucleotide messenger RNA. Its product is annotated as calcitonin gene-related peptide type 1 receptor-like. NCBI's taxonomy places the organism in Eukaryota, Metazoa, Mollusca, Bivalvia, Myida, Myidae. Gene Ontology annotation, molecular function: G protein-coupled peptide receptor activity. Gene Ontology annotation, cellular component: plasma membrane. The record is from RefSeq and is a predicted model, not a curated record. The transcript is spliced from 10 exons. The coding region runs from base 142 to 1719 and encodes 525 amino acids. Gene Ontology annotation, biological process: adenylate cyclase-modulating G protein-coupled receptor signaling pathway; cell surface receptor signaling pathway.
UCAAAUAAGAUUAUUCUUUGAAAUACAAAUUGGUGUUAUGUCGUCUCGUGAACCGGGACUGGCCUGUCAGAAAGGGCAUAUGGCUCAUGAUGAUCUCAUUAAAUUAAUUAUUAAACAUAGAGAAAGAUUCAGGUGAUCGAAAUGGAGUAUACAGAAGGAAACUGCAGAGACAGGCUUUUUGAGCUACCAGUGAAUAUAUUUAAUGUUUUCUCUUGUUCCAUGUGUUAUAAAUAUCUUUUUCACACGGGAAAUAAGUUAACUCCUCAGAUUGAGAAACCGUGGAUGCUUGUUCCCGCAGAAAAUGCCCGGACACAGUACGCUGAUAACUUUUCCGUCUUAGCUGACGUUAAAGACGCAAAAAAUCGUGACGUCAUAUGCAACUCACUUAACCGUGACGACUGUACGCGCUGGAUGGACUGUUGCAAGGCAGCAAUUAGAUGCUGUCAAAAACAAUUAAGCAUCUCGCAGAGUAAUGUCUCCUCCGGGUUAUGCCCGCGCACCUGGGACGGGUAUAGUUGCUUUGACGACGUCAUGUCCUCUACUCGAGUACAGCUGUCCUGCCCCAGCUACAUAGAGCAUGGGUCAACAUCUGCAUACGCGUACAAAGACUGUACAGAAAAUGGUACAUGGUGGGUGAACCCGGUUACAGGCUCGGAAUGGACAAAUUACACCACCUGUGUACCGAAACAGGACUACCAUACGGUGGUUUAUGUGGCGCUAGCUUGCAACAUCCUCAGCCUUCUUUUCCUCAUACCAGCGUGCAUCAUCUUUCUUGGCAUAAGACAGCUGAGGGUGCAGAAAAGAAUCAAGCUACAUCUCUGUCUCUUUCUGUCCUUUAUAUUCGCUUCCGUCGUAACGAUCACGUGGGACGUCGCUGUUUACCUAGACCGACUUCAAAACGAACGGACAAAUACCGUUAUGCACCAAAAUUCUGCGGGCUGUAAGCUACUGUACAUACUGACACGAUACGUUAGCACGGCAAACUUCUUCUGGAUGUUUGCUGAGGGUCUCUAUCUCCAUAGGUUAAUCGUCCACGCCUUCUCGCCGCCAAGGACACUUUUACCGUACUACUUGUUUGGUUGGGUUGGUGCCUGGAUUCCAUCUCUGAUCUACUCUAUUAUCAGAGCUACAAAACAGGAAUAUAAUUCCAGUUGCUGGGUACACAACAUAGGCCCAUAUGAAUGGCUACUCUACACACCCAAUCUUAUAUGUAUUGGGGCAAAUGUCCUCUUCUUGGCAAAUAUAUUGAAAAUAUUAUGCUCUAAAUUGCAAACUCAUCAAAAUGAGCCGAAAAAUUACAGGAAAGCGUUGAAAGCGACGUUUGUGCUAGUACCUUUGUUUGGUCUCCAGCAGUUCCUUGUGAUAUACAGACCCCUGCCGGGAACCACGCUUUCUUUUACGUACGAGAUACUGCAGAAGGUCGUUCAAAAUACACAGGGGGCGACUGUGGCGUUUAUUUUCUGCUUUUUCAACGACGAGGUAAACACAUACAUGAGAAAUUGCAUAGGAUCUUACAUUAGCAUCGGAACGUCAUCUAAAAAUCAUAACCGUAAAAGCAGCAUGUCUUCUUCAACGCAAAUCACGUCAUACACAUCUUCUGCGAUACAAAACACGAAAUGCAAUGACAAUACUGGUAAAAGUUAUAUACCGCUCAGUGCUAGUAGUACCACGCAGGAGUUAACAACACCGACCAAUGGUCACGUGACAUUUUCUGUAUGACGUCAGAACUGAUAAAACUGAAAGACAAUUGACAAGUGCAAAGUGUUUUAGAAAUCCUGGUUAGCAAAAAGCAUGUGUGAUUGGUUAUUGUACAGUUUAGCCUACUUUUUAGUUUUAUAUGAUAAGAAUUAUUUUCUUAUCAUUAUCAGUCUUUUGUAUUUGUUCUUUUUCAUCAAAGGGGAGUCAUUGCUGUUGAUUUAUACGUUAGAAGAUGACAGAUAAAAUUAAUAUCUGCUACUUUUUUCUUGUCUUUCAAACCUUUUUAUCUUUCAACUCUCAGAUUGUCGUAAGUGCUCAAUUAAAUCAAUAGUGCAGAUAUUUACCAAAUAUAUACCACUUAUUUUAAUGUGUUUACAAAAACAAUUUUGACAUGGGCAAUCAAAGUCAAAUGUAGAUUGAUAAGACCAAAAUGUGAGUAGAGUUUCAUAGCACAAACAUUACACCUGAAACAGAACAACAGAUUGGAACACACGCAGCAAAAUCAAAAAGUUUUAUAAUGAUCAUCAUGGAAAAUCGCCUUUACAAAGCAACAUUAAAUCUAGCUUUCCUUUGUUAUAUUUCUAUGUCAUGGGAAAUAACUCACUUUCCAUGUAAUUGAUAAGCAAUAUAUUUUUAAUCAUCUGUUCGUGUGUCCUUGUGUUUUUAGUAUUUUAGUAUAUUUGGCUAUGCCAGGGCUUAAAUAAGAUCCUUUAAGGUAAUACCUCGUCGGAGAUAAUUGUUAUCAAUUCAUUGAAAGUAUGAUAAUGGAUCAAGUGCAAUAAUUAACAGGA